Messenger RNA from Protopterus annectens (West African lungfish), 1574 nucleotides. RefSeq lists its product as uncharacterized. NCBI's taxonomy places the organism in Eukaryota, Metazoa, Chordata, Ceratodontiformes, Protopteridae. The coding region runs from base 289 to 1350 and encodes 353 amino acids. The transcript has 5 exons. The record is from RefSeq and is a predicted model, not a curated record.
AGACUUGAAGCAGGCUAAACUUUGUUCCAUAUCUUUCCUUUUGUUACAGCUGUCGUGACUACAAUUAAUUUUAUUUUAGUUAAACUAAAGUAGAAAUUACUUUGGCUAAAUUAAAGUAUGCAUUUGGGACUGUGGGAUAACAACUAUUCUGUAACUGGAUAUUCAGCAUAGAUAAGUGAAUAUAAGCAGGAAGUAAUGCAUGUCUGAAAAGGCUGUUUGAACAUUUUUAUCCCUAGUCCUCCGUAUUCCAGUGUCAUCUUCAGGAGUGCUCUGGCUGUCCCCAGGAACAUGGAGCCUUCAAUGAACAAUAAUACAGAAAAUCUUCAUCAAAGGAAAGUAAAACUUCAACGAGACAAAGGCAUUCAGAAAGCAAACCUUAUUGCCAGUGGAUUCCAGUUUAUUAAGACCUUUUAUACGCUGCUAAGGAAGGUCCCACAGACAGAUGAAGAAGCUAAGAAAAUAAUGCGUGCUUAUAUGGAAGAGGUGUUGCAUGGAAUAUUUUUCUUUGGAAGCAUACAUGCUAUACCAGUCAAACCUGAGGAGUUCUUUCCUGAUGGUCAUCAUGAAGAUUUUAAAAAUAUCUUUCCUGAACCUUUUGAGAAAUACAACACCCAUUUACCAGUGAGGACACCUUAUUCAGUGCUUCUUGUACUUGUCGUCAAAAUAAAAAGCACCGGUAAUAUGAAUGAAAUUCUACAGCUGUUGACUGAGACUAACACCUUCUUGCAGAAGCCAUCUCCCACAGAUAACACAGUAUGGAACAGUAAUGAUUAUUGCUUUGACUCUACUGUUGUUAGCCAAAGCUAUUUCAAAGAUCCACAGACCGAUAAAGGUUCUGAAAUGUUUUGGGGAGCAUCUCUGGCCUGUAAAGGCAAGGUGGAAAGAGAAAUCCUUAUUUAUAUUUCUUGCAUUAAAGCCUGGAAUAAAGCAGUAGCAUAUGCAGUGCAUUAUGCACAGACAGGCAGAGCUAUCAAGUUCCCAAAUUAUGUAUAUUCAGAAGCUUUCAGGUCUGGAAGGAGAAACAAUAGUCCUUAUGAAUCUAUUCCACCAUGCCUUAAGUGUGUUUCUUUGUUUCAUAAUAUCAGGUUCAUCCCACAAUCUGAGGAAGAACAUCAUGCGGCUUGGCCAUAUGGGAACUGUGCAGAGGCUGAGUCAUUCAGUAAGCUGCUAAACACACUGUCCAAUGUACUGGAUGAUGUGAAGGCUGUAAUAAAUGGUGCAGAGGAGCCAUUCACACAGGAGAUGAUUGACUUUGUGGCCAACUGCCAGAAAAGUGCAGCACAAAAACUUAAAUCAAGGAAAUUUCUACUCACAGAAGAUUGGCACUUUUUCGGGUGCUGUACAGGAUAAUGAAAAAAAUAAAUAAAUGCAGCGGAGGCUGUCUGCAUGAUUAAAAUGUUGUGUUUGCAACAGGAGGAAGUAUGAGACAGUGAAGUAAACUGAAGACACAACUGUUCUACUGCAUUCCAACUAUAGGACAUAACAUGAAAUACUUUAAAUGUGUAAUUACACUAACAAUUUUUUUUCAGUAGCAGAAAACUACAGUAAUAAAAAUAAAUCUAAAUGUUGAUACA